ACGACUUGCGAUGCGACGUCAACGGUUGCUACGCGAAGGUUAUAAAUCUAAAAACAUUGGAUAAUUUGUUCACAUACGACGGAAACCAAUUCAGUAUUACAUUGAUAUAAAAUUAGUUUUAUGAGUUCCUAUAUAUUUUCGCGGUUCAUUACAUCAUGGAAGGACCGGGUAUGAGUCUGUUCCAAGGGGCCGCCAGCAUUCACAUUAACAACAGUGCUCAGGACAGGCUUGAGGAACAGGAGGAGAUCGAAGACCAGAAACGGCGGAAUGAGGAGUUGAAACAUAAACUAGCAAAUGCUUUUGACGAUCUUCAAGAUGAUGACGAAGCGAGUUCAGUGAAUAGCAGUGGGAACUUUACCUUGGAUGCUCAAACUAAUGGAGGAAAUGGACAUCCUAAUCAUCCUAGGACUGGCUUGCCUCCCAGUUAUGUGGAUUCCCUUAACCACCUUAAAGAACUGCAGCACACUAGGGACUCUCCUAAUAUCCAUGAAACCCCAAAAAAUAGGCACACUCCAGUUCAACACCAUGAAGACCCAGUGAAACUGCAGUUUAGCCCCUAUGGGGCAGGUGAUGGGCAAAACCAUUAUUACCAACAGGAAUACAUGGGACAUUUGAAUGGAAUAAACAAUAUUGAUGCAAAACAAGAAUACAUGAAUAAUGAGAAACUUAAGGUGAUGUAUGAGAUGCGUGAAAAAGAAUGUCAACAGUUAGCAGCACAGAUGGAAAAACUUGAUACAGAAAUUGACAGUCUACGUGCCAGACUUGCAGCCGCCGUCAAUGAUAGGGACAAGUCAGAGCUGUCACUGCAAGAAGCACACCAUUUACUGGCUUCCAGUAAACACAAAAUGAUAGAACUAGAACAACAAGUGGUGAGCCUCACGGAGAAGCUGGUGCUAGGCGAGCAGGAGAAGGAGCAAAUGAAGAUGGAACUGCGCGCUGCCAACGUCAGCCUGCAGGAAGUGCAACAACGGUUGCACACUUUCCAGGUUGCUCACACACACGACACUGAUGCACUGUUUAGAGAACAGCAGGACAGACAUAGAGAGGAAGUCGAUAGACUGCACGCAGAUUUAACAAAGGCUAAAAGCAGAUUGGAAGAGAAAGCAAGUGAAAUAAAAAUACUCGAAAAGCGGUGCUUAGAAAAAGACCAAGAGAAAGAGGAACUGUUGAUUGACAAAGGGGCGACUAUCAAUAGAUUAGCGAGUGAACUAGAGGCGGCGCAAAGUCGACUGGUGAACGGUGAGAGUGCGCGGUUGAAGGAGAAGGUAGCGCAGUUGUCCAGUGAGAGGAACGCUGCCAGGGAACAAGUCAAGGAAUUAGGGUCUAAAUUGGAGGUGACGGCACACGAGCUGGUACUCUGCCGGAAUAAGCUGGCCGCCAGCCACAAGGAGUACGAGAGUUGGCGCACCGCGCUACAUCAGAUCCUCGUCGACUCACUCCCAGAAAAUACAUAUCUAGGUGAACCCCCGUCGCCUGGUAAAUUAUCGACACUAAGAGAUGCUCUAAGUAGAUAUAAACAACAGAUUCACAAGGUUGCGGCGUUACAAGAAGAAAUUGCUAAAAGGGACAAAAAACUGGAACAGUACCGAAAGCAAGAAUCCGAUAUGCGAGCCAAAAUAGAGGAGCAGAAAGGCAUCGAGUUGCAGCUCGGCUCGCGCGUGGCCGUGCUGCAGAGCCAGCUCGAGUCGCUCGGCACCGGCGACGACAGGCUCAGCGAGCGCCUGCAGGCCGAGCUCGACCACGUGCGCGCGCAGCUCAGAGAUAUGGAGCUGAAGUACACGGAGCUCGAGCUAGAGUACGACAAGGCGAAGGAGUCCCGCGGCGGGCGCGCGUCGCUGGCCGCCGCCGCGCACGCCGACCUGCUGCGCGAGCUGGAGCGCUGCUCCGCGCAGCUGCGCGCCGCCCUCAGCGACAACACGGAGCUCAAGACUCUCUACCUGCAGGCUUGUAGUACGCGAGAUAGCGCAUCAAGAGAGCUAAAAGACGUCCAAUCUAGAAUACAACAAGAGCGGGAUCUAUACAAGUCCCAAGAGAAGGAAUACGUGGAGAGGAUAGAGAAGGAACGGCAGCAGCUGGAGAAGCUGACCGCGGAGCUCACCGGCUCCAGGGACGAGCUGGAGCGCGCCAACAGGAGGAUCUCCGAGCUGCAGAAGGAGUUCACCGACAAACAGAAGGAGUUCACCGACAAACUCAACAAAUAUCUUGAAGAUGAAAAAAGUGCAAUGCGAAAAGAAAUGGAACCUUGUGCGCAAUGUGAGAAAAAUUUAAUGCAAAUUCGGCAGCUGAAUGAGCAGCUUAGCAAAUGCAGUGUUAAAUUAGCCACCCAAGAGAGCAACGAAGCUCUGAUGCAGGAGUUAAAAGGCAAGGCGGAGUUCUUCCAGCAGUACAUUCUCGAGCGGUUCAACAAGCUGCGCGACCAGCGCUCCGUCGCCACCAACACCGACCCCUCCGACCACCCCAUCGAGCACAUGGUGCAGACCUGCGACGACGCCAUUGCGACCAAGACUGCUCUCAUGAUGAAAGAAAAAGCCAUACGAGAUCAAAUAGCAGAAAAAUUCACGUUGGAGAUGAAAACCGCGGAAAUGAACUGCGCGCGGCGGCUGAAAGAAAUGGAGAAUGAACAAAUAGCCACCGUCACCAAACUGAAGGAGCUGUUAGAGCGGAAAAUGCAGGAAGUGGAGACCCUCAAACAGUUCAUACUGACAGAGAGAGACAAGGUGUCGCAGAUACUCGAGUCGAAAGAGAACGAGAUAUCCGUGUUGAUCAAGGAACAUAAUGCGAUACAAGCAGAGUGUGAAAAAACUAGGGAUAUACUCAACGAGUGGAAGAUCAAGGCCGAGAAAUACGAGAAAAAGAUACAGCGGUUAGAUUUACUUAAACAAGAAAAGGAGGAGUUGGAACACAGUCACAGUUCUUGUGAAAAGGAAUUGAGAAAUGUGAAAAGUAAAAUAAAUAGUUUACAAAGGAAAGUAGCUACUUCGGAACAGAGUUACGAAAGCUUGCAGGCAGAGCACCGGACCUUGUUAGAGAAGUACAAAAAUGCUAAAAAAGCUAUAAUGACACAUAAGGAAUAUAUAUCUAAAAAAGACGCCCAUAUUAAUAACGAAUUUAACAGAAUUCAAGAUGAGUACAGAAAAAUCUUCUUGAAAAUGCAGAGUCAGAUAACCUAUCUUUCCAACUGUCGGGUACAGGAGGAAAAAACAAAUGGAAGACCCGCUACGCCCACGAAUCACUAUGAGAUUGCAGAAAAAAUAAAUAAGCUGACCAAGGAGUUUGCAGAGCUCACUCAGUCUACAGCUGCGAUGACCAGUAACUAUGCGGAUGUCAACAAAUGAGACUCAUUGUGAAAGGUAUUAUUACGAAUCAUAUUCAGUUCCGACCAUUUAAAGAUAAUGCUAAAAUUUAU
Cydia amplana is the source of this 3406-nucleotide messenger RNA. RefSeq names its product myosin-9 (gene asl). The record is from RefSeq and is a predicted model, not a curated record. Gene Ontology annotation, biological process: actomyosin structure organization; peptidyl-threonine phosphorylation. Gene Ontology annotation, molecular function: protein serine/threonine kinase activity. The transcript has 19 exons. Gene Ontology annotation, cellular component: cytoskeleton; cytoplasm. NCBI's taxonomy places the organism in Eukaryota, Metazoa, Arthropoda, Insecta, Lepidoptera, Tortricidae. Bases 156 to 3335 code for a protein of 1059 amino acids.